AAACAACAAAAAAAUACAACGUUUUCUGAUUAUUGAUUCCCCAUCAUAUAUUUAUACAGAUUGAGUCUGGUGAGUUUGUGUCAUUCGCCCCCAUGAUCUCAUCAAUGCUGGACCCUCGUCACAAACACCUGGGCUUUCUUACACCAACACAGAGACUGGCUGCUAAUGUGAAACUGGUUGAACUGGGAGAGGCGGUGGGGACCGAUAGGGCGGCUAUCCAACAGGCUGGGGGAGUCGAGGCUGCGUUGUCUGACACGGACGAGGGGAGCGCAAACACUGAAGUCGCGACCUCCCAGUCAUCUGCUAUGGCACAACUCCUUGGGGAUCACUAUACCACUCAAUGCGAGGCUGGCAUCGAAGCAGAACUUCAGAACUUUCUGAGGGAGACUCCCCCACCCCUGAAUUGCACACCUACAGACUGGUGGAAAGUGAACGGAAUAAGGUUCCCCGGGCUGGCCAAGUUAGCGCGGAGGUACCUGUGCAUCCCGGCAACGUCAGUCCCCUCAGAGCGGGUGUUUUCGGCGGCUGGACUGACGGUCACCAGGUUGCGGUCGCGUCUGACCCCAGAUCAUGUCAACAUGCUUAUAUUUCUCAACAAAAAUCAGUAGACUGGUGCAGAAGUUGUAUGCGAGUUACUAAAGUUAGUUAUUUUUCACGAGGCUUUAAGUAGCCUAAUUUGUUAAGUUAGCCUAAUUGUUAGGAAGGCUAAUAUCUGGCCCUUUCUUCUGGCUUGGAUAGUUUUGAGUUACAUUUUGACAAAACCUGUCAGAUCUAAGUAUUAUUAUGUUUUUUGUUUAAGUUAUUGUUUAACAUGAUUCUUUUUUAUUAUUAUUAUUUUGGAACAAAUGAGGUCUCUGUUUAAGAACGCCGGCUCGCAGCUGCAGGUUCCGCUGCUUUAGAGCACCGCAUAUGCACGCGCAUAUAUGUUCGGUUUGCCUAACUGAACGUAGUUUAACUGUCUGCCACAAGUUGAUCUUGUAAUAAAGGUCUCAUCGAGGAAA
This is a messenger RNA of Sinocyclocheilus anshuiensis, 1001 nucleotides long. Its product is annotated as zinc finger BED domain-containing protein 1-like. Gene Ontology annotation, molecular function: protein dimerization activity. Bases 93 to 608 code for a protein of 171 amino acids. The transcript has a single exon. The record is from RefSeq and is a predicted model, not a curated record. Lineage: Eukaryota; Metazoa; Chordata; Actinopteri; Cypriniformes; Cyprinidae.